Messenger RNA from Rotaria sp. Silwood1, 600 nucleotides. Lineage: Eukaryota; Metazoa; Rotifera; Eurotatoria; Philodinida; Philodinidae. The record is from the annotation of a GenBank genome assembly.
AUGAGAAUCAGUACAACAGAUGAAAACUAUGAAUUAGUUGAAUCAAUGGAUACAUUUCAAUGUUCGAUUGAUAUUUCAAGUAAAACUACGGUACCAUUAACCAGAAAACAACAAAAUAUGCUUAAAAAAACCAAUAACUAUAAGACUUCUAUUUUACUUCACAAUUCAUUGGUUUUUAUUAAAAGUAAUCUUUAUAUUAAUAGUUUUCUAAAGAAAGCUAGUUCAAUAUUGGAACAAAGUUUCCUCACACCAUUAGUAAAUGAUGGAUACUUGUUAACUAUUCCAAAUGGUCUUAUUUGCAGCAAAAGCAAAGCAACUAUUUAUGUCAAAAUGAUACCUUCAGAUGAUGAUGAUUCAAAAGAAAAAUUUAUUGGGCUCUUGGCGAAAAUGAAUGAUGAACGGCUCAAUUACAACAGUUAUAUGGCAUCUUGUAAAACUAUCUCGCUCAACACGGUAGGUGCAGUGAGCGAAGGUGUCAUAGAAGUACUUCAACUAGAACGUUAUCAACGUUUAAAUAUUGAUUUUACAUCUCUUUUUCGACGUAAUGAAGGUGAAAAUGAGGGUAUACCUAGUGGUAAGACGUUUAAUGUCAAUUUAUAA